Molecule: messenger RNA, 948 nt
Organism: Vicia faba (fava bean)
Lineage: Eukaryota; Viridiplantae; Streptophyta; Magnoliopsida; Fabales; Fabaceae
Source: the annotation of a GenBank genome assembly
AUGAAGCUUAAAAAUUGGCUUGCAAGUGUUUUGUUGCUCAUUACUGCUAUGCUAACCACUACAUUUGCCCAUCAGAUUACUCAUGUCCGUCUUUAUGAUGCAAAUGCGCACUUACUACAAGCCCUUUCAAACACCAGCAUUGACGUUAUUGUUGGUGUCACCAAUGAAGAGGUAUUGAGAAUCGGAGAAUCUCCUUCAGCAGCUGCUGCGUGGAUAAAUAAAAAUGUAGUUGCUUAUGUACCGUCCACCAAUAUCAUGGCAAUAGCUGUUGGGAGCGAGGUUCUUUCCACAAUCCCAAAUGUUGUUCCUGUUCUUGUUCCUGCCUUGAAUUCUCUCCACAAAGCUCUGGUUGCGGCUAACCUUAACUUCCGAGUCAAGGUUUCGACUCCAUCAAACAGCAGCAAACCCCUUCAAUCUUCACCGUUACAACCCACCUUCUUCUUCCCUUUCGCCCUCUUUUCUCAACCACCUCCUUCACAUGAUGCAUCCCCUCCAUCUGUUUCUCAAUCACCUCCUUCCCCUUCAACUGUUCCACCUCCACCCACAUUGCCAUCAACUCUUACUUCAGGACCUGCAGCAACUCCUACUAACGAAACAGUACAUGGUGACAGUCCAAUUGUGCCAUUUCCAUCUAUACCAAGUGUUAACGGUUCUGAUAAUAUAGCCACAAACAACGCUCCUUCAUAUUCAGGAGGGUUAAAUACCGGAGCUGCUGUUACUAUUGGCGUUGUAGUUAGUUUAAUUGUCCUCAGCCUUCUUGGUAUCGCUGUGUUCUUUGUACAGAAAAAGAAAAAGGGAAAAGGAUCCAGAUCUGAUUAUGCUGCGCCUUCUCCGUAUACCUCAUCUCACAAUUCAGGUCAAUACUUAGCUCUCUCAAAAGUAAUUCUCUAUCAAAAAUCCAAAUAUUAUUCAACCUCCUCCUUCAUAUGGGCCUUUCCCUUAUUCUAG